GAGUUGUCAAAUAUCUUUCAGUCCAGCAAGGCAAGUUGUGUCGUCGUUGCAAGUUUCCUUCUUUUUGUGCAGCAGUUAUCGUUUUAAUACGUGUUGUUUGCUUCGAGAGACGUCGGACCAUUUUUCGUUGUUUCGGUUCUAAUUUCACCAUCACAGCGGUUCACGGAUAAAAACUUAAUAUAUCGUCUACACAUCCAUACUGACGAAAAUAAGAAAUGGCUCCACAUCAGAGAAUUCGCAUGGCCAACGAGAAGGCCAGUCGCAACAUCACACUGCGCGGUAAUGUUCCCAAGUCAAACAAAACCGCUGAAGAAAAGUAUCCGGUCGGACCGUGGUUACUAGCGUUGUUCAUUUUCGUGGUGUGUGGUUCAGCAAUAUUCCAAAUUAUCCAGUCGAUUCGGAUUGCGUAAUUAACAGUAGGUGUGGAGGAGAGGGAAGAUAUUUUGCCGCAACAGUCCACAAUGCUACAAGAAGCCUCUUUCAUCAGCCAAUUCUUCAAACACAAAACAUACAUACUCUCACGCAACCAAAUGAUACAAAACGAAGAAGAAAAUCAUUCGCCCAUGUCCGAGAAAACCCUUUUCUCCACGUAAUUUUCUUUCGGUGGCCAAAACCCUUCUAUUCGAGCAUCCUUUUUUUGCUUGAACUAAGAGGAAGCCACUUGUAAUACAAUUUACUGUAAAAAAAAACUAACAUUAGUAAGAAAUCUACACAAUGCUGAUUGCAAUAAUUGCACGAUUAUUCCAUGCCUGAGUUGGAUGCAUUUUUCUAUCAAUUCAGUAGUAACAUAAUCCAAUUCGUGGUAUCUAUUUCGGUCUAUACUAUUAGAUAAAUACUAACGCUAUGCCAAGUAUUGACAUUAUUUGAUUAUGUGCAAAGUAGUUUAUGUACAUGUUCAAAUUGGCUAAUAAAUGCAUUAGGUUUUGUUAUUCAGUUUUCUAGAAAUACGCAAGCUACUUUUCUUUUAUUGGACAAUUUUGAAGUUGGAUAUCUUUACACAUUUUGAUAUUUUUUUUGUAGUUGAAACAUCAUAGCGCAAUGAUUUUUUCCCCUUUAUGACUAAGUAACAACAAAGAAAAAGACAUUUUGCCUAAAAAGUUGGAAAAUGACGAUUAAAACAAAAGUAGAUAGAAAACUCCACAUUACAAACACGAAGUGAAACAAGAAACUGAAUUGGGUUCGUAUUAAAUCAAGACGUAAAAGAGCACGUUUGCAGUAAGAAUGAAUGUUCACAAAUCGGGAAAAACCUAUGAUAAAAAAUAUAUUUAAAUGUGCAAAUAUUUGAAACAUAAUCAAA
Messenger RNA from Malaya genurostris, 1297 nucleotides. Its product is annotated as stress-associated endoplasmic reticulum protein 2. Gene Ontology annotation, biological process: endoplasmic reticulum unfolded protein response. Lineage: Eukaryota; Metazoa; Arthropoda; Insecta; Diptera; Culicidae. The coding region runs from base 216 to 410 and encodes 64 amino acids. Gene Ontology annotation, cellular component: endoplasmic reticulum. The record is from RefSeq and is a predicted model, not a curated record. The transcript is spliced from 2 exons.